Menidia menidia (Atlantic silverside) is the source of this 879-nucleotide messenger RNA. Lineage: Eukaryota; Metazoa; Chordata; Actinopteri; Atheriniformes; Atherinopsidae. The record is from the annotation of a GenBank genome assembly.
CUGGUGUUAGAUGCCCAGUGCCAGGCCUCCAGCCACACCACUCCUCUGCCCGCCCUCCGCUCUGUGAACUCUCUGUCCACUGCCCCCAUGGCGUCCAGCCUGACCUGUACGGGAGUGGUCUGGGCCCUGCUGUCCCUCCUCUCGGCGGCGGCCUCCUGCGUGGGCUUCUUCAUGCCCUACUGGCUGCUGGGGGCCCAGAUGGACAAGCCGGUGUCCUUCGGCACCUUCCGGCGCUGCUCCUACCCGGUGAGGGACGAGGAGAGGCAGAUGACCGUCAUGCUGGAGCAGUGCGGGCGCUACGCCUCCUUCCAGGGCAUCCCCAGCGUGGCCUGGAGGGUCAGCACGGUGGUGACCGGCGUGGGCUGCGGCCUGCUGCUGCUGGUGGCCCUCACCGCCCUCAUGAGCUGCUGCAUCUCAGACCUGGUGUCGCGCACCAUCGGCCGGGUGGCCGGCGGCGUCCAGUUCGUGGGAGAACCUGGCAGGGAGAUGAAGAUCUGGAGGGAAGCAGCUGGAGUGGAGGCAGCGUCGUUUGAUCAGAUCUCAGCGAUUAGCGGGAAACGGGGAGAGGAAACAAACCUGAUGAGCCCCCUGGUUUACUCUCUGAUGAUGAUGUCAUACCGGCACAGCCGGGAGCUUUGUCCUCGUGUCAGCUUUGAGAGCUCCUGCCAGCUGGAACCCGCCCAGUCCCAGAAUGUGCGCCUCCACUCCCGUCUAACCACCGCCGCUCAUUUUCCAAGAGAGACACGCUACAGGCAGAAGCCCGACGCCGUGCUGGCCCUGCUGCGUUUGCAUAUGCUGAGUUAUGAGGGGACGCUGAACCCUGAAGAUUUAAUCUGGGAGCUUCCAACAUCCUCGCAGGAGGUGACAGGGAACAAAUAG